Molecule: messenger RNA, 1146 nt
Organism: Raphanus sativus (radish)
Lineage: Eukaryota; Viridiplantae; Streptophyta; Magnoliopsida; Brassicales; Brassicaceae
Product: putative F-box protein At4g21240
Exons: 1
Coding region: 1-1146 (381 amino acids)
Molecular function (GO): protein binding
Source: RefSeq, a predicted model, not a curated record
AUGGAAACCGAAAAAGAGAGGAGCUACGAACUUCAUAGAACCGAAUAUUUUGUAUCGCUUCCUCUUGAGCUUACCGUAAAUAUACUUUUGCGACUUCCGGCAAAAUCCAUAGGGAGGUUCCGGUGCGUGUCGAAGCUCUGGUCGACUAUGACCACCACUCCCAGCUUCAUCAAGUCUUUCUCUGUCCACUCCUCGGCUCGACCUUCUCUUCUUUUCUUCAAGAAUGAAGAGGAAAAUUGUGUCUUCUACUCCUUGCCGCAUCAUCCCCCUGCUGAAAAAUACCUCCCUAAAGAGGAAACUGGUCUACCGCUAAGGAUUCAAACUAAUAAGAAUAAUAUUCCUCAUCAAUCUAUCCACGGUUUGAUUCCCUUUGGAAAUUCUGAAAGGGUCAUAAUUUGGAAUCCAACCUUGAAACAACACGUAACCUUACCCGAGCCUAAAGUCUCGAAACCCUUGAUAAGCCUUUUGGGAUACGAUCCUGUCGGUGAUGAAUACAAAGUGUUGUGCAUGUCACUAUGGGAUAAAGGUGAAAACCCUCAGAUUUUUACACUGGGACCUCGAGAAUCAUGGAGAACGUUGAUCCAAGACAGCCCUAGCCAUGUUAAGUCCUACAAGGCAGUUUGGAGAUGCAUCAACGGAGUUGUGUACUAUUUAGCGGUUGAUAACACUAUCGUGAGCUUUGACGUGAGGUCCGAGAAGUUUGGAGUAAUCCAAAUACCAGAGCUGCCUUGGCGUAUAGAAAGACUUCCGUGUGGUUUUGUAAGACACAGGGGAAGAUUAGCUUUGUUUUCUAAUUUCAGCAGUUUUUCGGGACAAAUCUCAUUAUGGGUUUUGGAGGAUGCUGGGAAACAUAAAUGGUCGCGAAAAGACUCAUAUCUGCCAUUUAAAACGAUUACUGGUUCAACAUGGAAGGGAAGAUUUACGCUCUCUUUCUUACAUGUAACUGGUGAGACCGUUGAUGAUGAGUUGAUUUACUUACCAAUGUUUGCGGACGGGCCAUUUUAUGCCAUAUACUAUGAUUUGGAGAGAAAUAGAGUAAGAAAAGUUCGUUACGAGGGGAUUGGAGAAAUCGAGUUGAGAUCUCAUUGUUUUCCCAAUCACAUUGAGAGUCUUAUGUCUUUGAACGAUCUUCUUACCGCGGCCUAG